UGCAUCGAAGCAAGCAAGCGCACCGUUGCAAUUCUUUUCGAUUUGACAGACUGACCAAGCCUAUCAUUCUCUACCAUGCCGGCAUUUUCGAGCAAGUUCGGUUCGGCAGCGCGUCCUUUGCCCGUGCGCCGACGAACUAUGGGCUCCGGUAGUCGACGCAAAUGGACUUCUGCGUCACCAACCUGCUGGAUCGGCAUGACAAUGUUUUGCUUGGUGGUUACCUAUGUGGCUGUUGUUGUUGUUGUGACACGCAAUCACAUCGUAGGAGAAGAUAAAUCCUACCAUGAAGACAGUCCUUUGGCUGCACACGCGCCGGAAGCCCCAUUGAAGUCGUCCCGGAAAAACCGACUCGACUCUGUCCAAGACACGGGGAGGAAAGAGCAGCAAAUCGAAACGCGAGCAGAAAAGACCAAAAGGAAUCCCUUUCGGCGACAACACCUAGAAAAUCCCUUCGGACACGGCGUAGCACCGGACGUCUUGCUUCCAAAAGACGAAGGAGACGGGACUGACGCCGAACCAAACCAUCUCGCCGCAAAGAUAGACCCGCCUCCGGAGACACAUCCUUCACCAGACUUUAUUUUGAAAGCAUUUCUAGAGCCCUCGAGUCUGGACGAGUGGACUCGCAAGCCGUUGCCUAUCCGAUCGCAAGCAAAGCAACAUAAUUUGCGAGAAAUAUCGUAUCCGCGAUUGAAUUCUUGUUCGAAAUUGAUACAACAAUGGCCGGUUGAUGACACUCCCGCAGACAUUGAUCCCUUUCUACCUUGGAUCCACGACGUUUUUCCGACUCAUGAUGGAGCAUAUGUACAGUUUGUGGCACAAAACAAACGUCGCUGCAAGACGGGUCACAAGGAAAAAGAUAUUAUGGCUCACAUGCAGCCACAAGUUGCACUCUUUCAGCACGUUCCCAUCAAGCGCCUCUCCAAGGAUGAUGGUACCGCUUCCGAAACACGAUACCGUUUGUCGAGCCACGAAGAGGCCGACCCCGAUGGCGUCGUCACACGUUUCAUUUGUCGAUUCAAACCAAGUAUGGAAGAAACACUCUCCGAAUUCAAUUUCGACUACGAUUGGACGGCUCUGAGGAAACGGUACAAGAACACCUUUUCCGAAGACGACGGCGGCAUCAAAUCAAUUCACACAUCACAACUCCUUUUUCGCUGUCCUAUUCCAAAGGCAUUACAAAACGACAUUCGUCUGGGUCGAUCGGUCGAUCCGAAAACCGACUGGACCAAGUACUUUGUGGAUCUGAUUCCUAUACGUACACCUCCUCGGUAUGGACCGCCCAAGCAGUUCUUGCAGCCCCAGUACAAAGACUUUUUGGACAAUAAUGUUACGGCACGAUUCGAUCCAGAACACGAGUGGGGAUCACAGCACAUUCUGCCCGCCAUCAAGGAUUCUGGGCGCUGGGAAAACAUUCCAAUUUGCCAACCGUCUCUUAUGACAUACGAAAACCAAAAGGCCGACGAAGACUUAUCUGCCUUGAUCCUAUCCACAACACACGCUAUUGAGCCUGUCAAAAAGCACCGUUUAGUUUCCUGUAUUUGGGCUUCUGCGGGAUAUACAACGCGUGGAAACCGAUUUGCCAUAAAUGAUGGGCAGCGACGAUUGUUGGAAUGGAUUUCCUACAACAAAGUGAUCGGAUUCGACCACUUUUAUCUGUAUGACAACUCGGGGGCUUUCAGCAAUGAUACUUCACUGAAAAGUGUGGCAGAUCUUUUUCCAGACGACGUCACCUACAUCCCUUGGCCGUCACAAAUAUGUAACAAUAAUCCCAACAACGUUGACAGCGUCGGCGAACGCUCUUCCCAGUACGCAGCGGAGUCUUCUUGCCGGCUGCGGUUUGGUCCCCACGUCGACUGGAUUGGCCAGUUUGAUAUCGAUGAAUAUCUGAUUCCCAUGGGAAAGCAUUCCGACGUCUUAUCUUUGUUGAAAGAGUUGGAAGCCGAAGAUACGCGCAUUGUUUCUUUCGGCUCUUGGCGCGCGUGGCCUCGACGCGCGUUUAUUGACGAGAUUGUGGAAAUAAAUGACCCAGAGAUAUGCUGGCACAACGAACCUUGCUUUCACUUACAGAUUCCUCUGAAACAUACUAUGCUUCAAGCCUAUAAUUGCGAUCGACAACCGCCCGGUCAAAAGAAAGAAGUGAUGCCCGCUGAGAAGCAGUUGUACCGUCCUGACUAUGUCCUGCAGCAUUUUAUACACUACUCAGCCGUCACGACUUUGUCAGAAAAAAAUGAGAGCGAAUAUGUAAAAGAGGGGAUGGUAUGGAAGCCUCGUGGUUUUCCCGAUCCUCGGCAGCGCUUCGGGGACGAACUAUCCGAAGCACUUAUGAUCCAUACCAAGGCAGUUGCAAUUCAAGAUACAUCCGGUUGGCAACGCAUGUGUCAUGUCGACAACUUGAAGCUUCCGAGAAGAAAGCAAGGACUUUGUCGUCUUGGACUACCUUGGCCGAAAGAUCCUGCAAUGGCGGCACAGAAUGGAACGAAAGAAGGCUGGGCCUUUAAUUGCUACGUGAACGAAAAGGUCGAAGCACAGCUGAUACCGAAGCUCGAGGAAUCCAUGAGACAGAGAGCUCCGCACUUCUUUGAUCUAAGACAAUAA
This is a messenger RNA of Phaeodactylum tricornutum CCAP 1055/1, 2595 nucleotides long. RefSeq lists its product with no specific name. NCBI's taxonomy places the organism in Eukaryota, Bacillariophyta, Bacillariophyceae, Surirellales, Neidiaceae. The transcript has a single exon. The record is from RefSeq and is a predicted model, not a curated record. The coding region runs from base 76 to 2595 and encodes 839 amino acids.